GAACCCAAAAAAACUCAACAACCAAACGUAUGCAUCAGUAGUCAGUACCACUGGCACUGUCCUAGCAAUUGCGCACUAAAAAAAAAAAAAAAAAACUCCCAUUUCUACUCUUCUGCCGCAGCUACAAACUAAACCAAUCAUCCAUCCCCAAACCCAACACACAGUUUUCCUUUACAAAAACAAAACCCAAAGCUCCAAACACACAGUAUCCUUCCUCGCUUGUGCUCCGAGUGAGAGAGAUUCGAUGGGCUACUCGAACUUCGGCGGGGGAAACAAUUUGGAUGACUCUCAUGAGCAGCUUAUAGAGAGAAAUCCGCCGCGGAAUGUAUGCAGCGAAACCGUGGCUGAUAAUGAUCAUGGUCAUCUCAAGAAACCCAAGAUAAACAAGUUCGCUCUCAUCUGUGCAAUUAUGGCUUCCGUGGCUAACGCCUUACUUGGUUAUGACAUUGGAGUGAUGAGUGGCGCGGUGAUCUACAUCAAAGACCAAUUCAGCAUCUCCGACGUCCAAGUAGAACUGUUGGUGGGAACCCUAAACAUCUACUCCCUCUUCGGCUCCAUCGCCGCCGGACGAAGCUCCGACUGGAUCGGCCGCCGCUACACCUUCGUCAUAGCCGCCGCUAAUUUCCUUGCUGGGGCACUGCUCAUGGGCCUCUCCACCAGUUACACCUUCCUCAUGAUCGGCCGUUUCUUCGCCGGGAUCGGCGUCGGUUUCGCCUGCACGGUUGCACCCGUCUAUACCGCCGAGGUGGCCCCUGCAUCCUACCGUGGAUUCCUAACUACCUUUCCUGAGGUUUUUAACAACGUCGGAAUUCUGAUUGGGUAUGUCUCAAACUACGGAUUCUCGAAGCUUCCAGCAAACCAAGGGUGGCGAUUCAUGCUGGGAAUCGGGGCAGUCCCAUCCGUCAUCCUCGCCGUCGGCGCCUUAGUCAUGCCGGAAUCACCUCGAUGGCUUGUAAUGCAAGGCCGACUUGCAGAUGCCAGACGAGUAUUGGACAAGAUUUCAGACACCAAGGAGGAGUCACGACACAGACUAGACGAUAUCAAGGAAGCUGCGGGGAUCCCAAGAGACCACAACGACGUCGUUGCGGGCCGAAAACGAACCACAGGGGAAGGCGUGUGGAAAGACCUAAUAAUCCACCCAACCCGCCGCGUGCGCCACGUGUUGCUCUGCGCCCUAGGGAUCCACUUCUUCCAGCAGGCCAUCGGCUUCGACACCGUCAUCUUGUACAGCCCGAGAAUCUUCGAGAAAGCAGGAAUCACAUCGAACAACGAGAAGCUCCUGGCCACGGUGGCUAUGGGAGUAAUGAAGUUGGUUUUCGUCCUGGUGGCGAUGAUUCUACUGGACAAAGUCGGCAGGCGCCCGUUGCUUCUGACGAGCUACGCCGGGGUGUUCGUCUCGCUGGCCACGCUCGCAACCAGCCUCACGGUCAUCGAACGGGACCCGACCGAAACGGUCCCGUGGGCGGUGGUUGUGUCCGUCUCCAUGGUGCUGUCGGCGGUGGCGUUCUUCUCGAUCGGAGCGGGGCCUGUCACGUUGGUAUACAGCGCAGAGAUAUUCUCGCUUCGGUUGCGGGCGCAAGGGAUCGGUUUGGGGAUGGUGGUGAAUCGGGUGGUGAGUGGGGCGAUCUCGAUGACCUUCUUGUCGCUCUACAAGGCCAUCACGAUCGGAGGGGCGUUCUUCCUCUUUGCCGGGGUUUCGGUGGUUGGGUUCGUCUUCUUUUUCCUCUUUUACCCCGAGACGCAAGGGAAGACGCUCGAGGAGAUCGAAGGGCUUUUUGGAAGUUUCCUUCAUUGGAGAUCGGCUGAUUUUAAGGGUGGGAAAGAGGAGGAGGUGAAUGAAGGGGAGAUAUAGGGUCGAUUUGGAUCACAAACUGUUAAAAAAAAAGGCUUCCAAGCAAUGAUUCAAGAAACAUAUAUAGAGAUUUUAAUUUUACUUUUGAUCAAGCGGUUGGAACGUAAUCUACAUGACUGAUGAAGACCUAUCCAUCUUUUCUUUGACUCUAAGUUAAUUGGAGUGUGAAUUAUGAGUAAUUCGUGUGAAUUAUGACUAUUUGAAUUUUUGUCAUCCAUAAAUAAUUUUUUUUAGU
Messenger RNA from Linum tenue, 2087 nucleotides. The record is from the annotation of a GenBank genome assembly. NCBI's taxonomy places the organism in Eukaryota, Viridiplantae, Streptophyta, Magnoliopsida, Malpighiales, Linaceae.